Messenger RNA from Aspergillus candidus, 1413 nucleotides. RefSeq names its product GWT1-domain-containing protein. The record is from RefSeq and is a predicted model, not a curated record. Gene Ontology annotation, biological process: GPI anchor biosynthetic process; protein localization to plasma membrane. Gene Ontology annotation, molecular function: glucosaminyl-phosphatidylinositol O-acyltransferase activity. The transcript is spliced from 2 exons. Gene Ontology annotation, cellular component: membrane; endoplasmic reticulum. NCBI's taxonomy places the organism in Eukaryota, Fungi, Ascomycota, Eurotiomycetes, Eurotiales, Aspergillaceae. Bases 1 to 1413 code for a protein of 470 amino acids.
AUGGAUAUGGAUUAUAAGUCUCGGAAGGAAGCAUUUGUUUCGGGCCUGUCUGGUGGAAAUAUCAUAGAAGUUGGCAAUGUCCUUCUAAUUCCCUUGACUGCAAUCCUCUUCUGGACUACUAUUCAUACUCGAUUUUCUUCCUUUUCCAGAUAUCGCCCUGUCAGUGUCACAGUAGAAUUCCUGUUGACUGUGGGGAUACCACUUUGUGCUUUGACCGUCUGGUAUCCAUACGUGCCUGCAUUAAACAUCGGCCUGGUUCUUUGUUCUGCGCUCUUACUUCUCUGCUUGAAGCCAUUCAUGGGGGGCGGUCAUGCCUUUACACCACCGUCAAAUAAAAGAGCGGGCCGCCGGCACCAAUAUCUGUUCAUCUCACAUCAUCGUGGAGCGCUGAUGAUGUUGGUCUGUCUUGCGAUCUUGGCAGUUGAUUUCCAAGUGUUCCCACGAAGUCUAGCAAAGACUGAGAACUGGGGUAUAUCCGUGAUGGACUUCUUUGCUGGGAGCUUUGUGUUUUCAUCGGGAUUCAUAUCACACAAGUCCACCCGGAACAGAGCAAGGCGGUCUUUUUAUCUCACAAUAUUUGGCCUCCUGCGGCUCGGCGCCCUCAAUUUGUUUAAUUACCAACAACAUACCUCUGAAUACGGGGUUCAUUGGAAUUUAUUUUUUACGAUCCCCGCCUUGACGGCUAUUGUCGGCAUAUUCGACUGCAUGACAGCUGUUAUUCCCUUGCCAGACGAAGCACUUGCCAUCGCGACCAUGGUGGCAAGCGAAAUCUGCUUGAGAACCACAAGUCUACAAGAGAACAUUCUCAGUCUCGAAAGAGGAACCAGUUUAAUUUCUCUCAAUCAGGAGGGUCUUUUCUCCACCCUCGGAUACGCGGCAAUUUACUUAAUUGGCCGCGCGGUCGGUUCUCAUGUUUUCAUGCUGUUGUCAUUUCAGAAACGUCCGAAUCUUGUCCUCUCCGAAUUGGCAACACAGGCUUUUCUAUGGGUUGGAUGUUUUGUUCUCGCCUCGACAGAUGUCGCUGGUUUUGGAUGGCAGAUUCCAGUUUCCCGCCGGCUCGCGAAUGUAUCCUAUGUCUUCUGGGUGGCAGCGGUUAACAGUACCUGGCUGUUUCUAUACUACUUGAUUGAUUGGGUCCACAUAACUACAGGACAAUGGUCAGACAAGCAACAUGUCAGGAGUGAUCAACAACAUGCUAUGAAGUUUGCGCGGAGUGAUAUAAUUUCUGCAUUUAAUGAAGGUGGUCUUGCGGUCUUCAUAAUUGCAAACAUUAUUACUGGAGUUGUGAAUUUGACUGUGAACACCUUGGAUAUGUCUGGGUCAUCAGCAAUGACUCUCUUGACUGGUUAUGCUAUUUUUCUUAUUACUGUAACUUUACACUUGCAGUCAUCUGAGAGAAAGCUUAGAGUAUAG